AUGUCUUCCGUUGUUGGAAGGGGUGAUUCAAUCUACAUUGCCGCACAAUCUCUCGGUGACAAAAAGAUCAAAGUCAGCUGGAGCCAGAAUCUCGGCCAAAAGUCAGCAGACUACUAUGCGGCUAAAUACACCGUCAAGAAUGGAGGUGGUGCAGAAGGUGUUAUUUUCAUUCAAGUCAGCAAGCUUGACGAAUUAAAGGCCAAGAAGACGUCAGGAGACGACCUUACCGUGACUAUCGACGACAGCUUCCAGUACGGACAAAACAAAGAGAAAGACAAGCGUUUCCUGGUGUUCCACGACAAGAACAACAAGUUGUAUCAGCAUCGCCUCUUGGAGAACUUGGUUUCCCAACGUGACAGUAAAACGUCUGAUUUACUUGCAAUCAUAGGCUACAGGAAUGUGUCUCCAGAAGACAUCCACAGGUAUUUCAUGGGUGACUAUCUGAAAGGCUUUUAG
Molecule: messenger RNA, 456 nt
Organism: Exophiala bonariae
Lineage: Eukaryota; Fungi; Ascomycota; Eurotiomycetes; Chaetothyriales; Herpotrichiellaceae
Exons: 3
Coding region: 1-456 (151 amino acids)
Source: RefSeq, a predicted model, not a curated record